GAGUUCCACUCCCUUCUUGGUCAGGUGAGGGCAGACAGCCCCGUAAUCCUUGUGCUGGACGGGAUAGAUGCUCUCUCCGAGGAGCACGGAGCAGACCUCUCCUGGCUGUCUACACCUCUCCCUCCACACGUCCACCUCAUCCUGUCUGCCACCACAGACUCUGCCUGCGCCCACACCCUGCAGAAGUCAGCCCAGCCCACUGUCCUGUCCCUACCACCCCUCAGUCCUGAUGACAUCACUAAGGCUCUAAAACAUUUCCCUUCCCUAUCCAGAUGUCAGCCCAGCCCACCGUCCUGUCCCUACCACCCCUCAGUCCUGAUGACAUCACUAAGGCUCUAAAACAUUUCCCUUCCCUAUCCAGAAGUCAGCCCAGCCCACUGUCCUGUCCCUACCACCCCUCAGUCCUGAUGACAUCACUAAGGCUCUAAAACAUUUCCCUUCCCUAUCCAGAUGUCAGCCCAGCCCACUGUCCUGUCCCUACCACCCCUCAGUCCUGAUGACAUCACUAAGGCUCUAAAACAUUUCCCUUCCCUAUCCAGAUGUCAGCCCAGCCCACCGUCCUGUCCCUACCACCCCUCAGUCCUGAUGACAUCACUAAGGCUCUAAAACAUUUCCCUUCCCUAUCCAGAAGUCAGCCCAGCCCACUGUCCUGUCUCUACCACCCCUCAGUCCUGAUGACAUCACUAAGGCUCUAAAACAUUUCCCUUCCCUAUCCAGAAGUCAGCCCAGCCCACUGUCCUGUCUCUACCACCCCUCAGUCCUGAUGACAUCACUAAGGCUCUAAAACAUUUCCCUUCCCUAUCCAGAAGUCAGCCCAGCCCACUGUCCUGUCUCUACCACCCCUCAGUCCUGAUGACAUCACUAAGGCUCUAAAACAUUUCCCUUCCCUAUCCAGAAGUCAGCCCAGCCCACUGUCCUGUCUCUACCACCCCUCAGUCCUGAUGACAUCACUAAGGCUCUAAAACAUUUCCCUUCCCUAUCCAGAUGUCAGCCCAGCCCACCGUCCUGUCCCUACCACCCCUCAGUCCUGAUGACAUCACUAAGGCUCUAAAACAUUUCCCUUCCCUAUCCAGAUGUCAGCCCAGCCCACCGUCCUGUCCCUACCACCCCUCAGUCCUGAUGACAUCACUAAGGCUCUAAAACAUAAACUCCAGACUGACCACCGCAGGCUCCAGGACUGGCAGUGGCAGCUUCUCCUCCAGGCCUGCCUUUCCUGUCCCUCCCCUCUCUACCUGGAGGCUGUCUAUGCUGAGUCUGUCCUCUGGAGCUCCUUCUCCCCUCAGGGCAGCCUAGGCCUCCCACCCGACCUGGAAGGGCUCUACGUAGGCCUGCUGGCUUGCUUGGAGAGGACCCACGGGGAGCAGCUGGUGGGACGGGCCGCCGCGGUUAUAUCGCUCUCCAGAGGGGGCGUCACGGAAGAGGAGCUACUGGACCUUCUGGGGAGAGAUGGGAAGGUUCUACAGGAGGUAUCGCUCUCCCAUUCAUCCUCCACUUCCUCCUCCAGCCUUCCCAGGGUGCCCUGCGUGCUGUGGGCGCGGCUGAGACGAGACCUUGGGGGUCACCUGACGGAGGCGGAGACAGAUGGGACGUGGGUCUACCGCUGGACCCACUCUGAGCUGGGUAGGGUGUGUGUGAAACGGUAUCUCAAAACGGACGAUUCCCGCAUGCUUCUACACGCAAACUACGCAGACUACUUCCUGGGUACGGAUAGCCCACACAGAAACAUAUUUCAGCCGCUGGCGUGGACAUUGGAGGAGGACUCGACCAAAAGUUAUGUGUUUAACCUCAGAAAGCUCCAUGGCCUGCCCUACCACCUGGUUCGGUCAGGCCAGAUACUGGCCUUCCUGUCUGAGUGUGUGUUUAACUAUGAGUUCCUGCUGCACAAGGCCUGGGGUCUGUCUGUGCUCCAUGUACAAGAGGACCUGAAGGGCGUCGUGCUGCCAGAGAAGGAGUUGGUAGAUAUGGAGGUGUUGGCUGCUACUCUGGAGCUCUCCAGGGCCGUGCUGCUCCAGGACCCCUGCCAGCUAGCCUCCCAGGUUAUGGGCCGUCUGGGACAGUUAGUUGCUGAAGACCUCCCCGUGGCUCCAGGUGACCCACAGAAGUUUAGCUACCUGCAUGCCCUGCUGGCCCAGUGUGCCCAUUCCUCUCUGCCAGUCCUGGUGCCCUCCUACAGCUUCCUGGUGCCCCCAGGAGAGAUCCCACACACCCUGCUGGCAGGCCACACGUCCAUAGUAACGGCCCUGACCAAGGGACAGAGGGGUCUGGUGGCAGCCACCUGCGAUGGGGACGGCACCCUGAAGGUGUGGGACCUGGAACUGGGGCGCGCCGUGAGGACUCUGGAGGGGGUGGGGGGCGUGGUAGGCGACUCCCUCACUCUCUGUCUGGAGGACAGUGUCCUGGUGGUUCAAAUGGGACAGAGUCUGCAGGUCAGAGAGGUGGAUUCUGGGAAAGUGAUCUACUCCGAGAGUGACUCUCUGGACGUUCCUGUGGUAACCACCACGUGUGACGGACAGCUGCUGGUGGCCUUCUAUGAUGGAAGUCAUCUGGUGAAGGUGUUCGACCUGGUCUCGUCCUGCUCUCUACUGUGCUGUGUCAACAUUACCCUGGACUGUGAGCCCAUCCAUAAAGAUCAUUCCGUACUGGUCUCCCACAACUCCAUCAAAGACUAUGUCCUUUUCGCCUACAGGUCUGGAGGUCAGGCAGCGGUGCUUAGUGCCAGAGGGGGGGCUGUGUUGUCUGUCCUCAGAGCCCAGCAUGGUGCUGCCUCCAUACAAGGAGUGGAGAUGACCAAUCAGUACCUACUGCUCUUCUGCAGGUACCCUUACAAGCGGGACAGUGAGAUCAUUCACAUUGAGCUGUACAGCACGGCCAGUUUCAAGUACGAGCGCUCCAUCCUGGGCUGCAGCCAGGACGACAUCUCCCAGGUCACCGUCAACCGGACGGGGACUCACGCCGUGGCCUUCUGCCCCUCCCCCCGCACCGGCAUCACGCAGGUCGUGACAUGGAACCUGGAGACAGAGGACCACAAACACAUCGCCCGUUUCCCCGGGAUACUGACUGCAGGUGUGUGCUUGGAACUGCGUUUCUGUGUGGGCGUGUGCAGUGGGGAGAGGUACCCAAGGAUGUGGGACUUGGCCUCCAGGGUCAACGACCAGACACUCACCUACAAUGUCCACAAGGUGAAGAGGGACGGCACAGAAGAGGUCAUCCUCAUGGGGAAACGCCCACGCUACGCGGUGUGCAAGUCCCUACGGCCUGGCACGGUACGGGUCUGGAACCUGGCCAGAUCCAGGUUCACAGGUCGACCUGUCAGAGUGGAGCACGGUCUCUAUGGCAACGCCGACGUGGCCUUGGCCCACGACCUGAAGCUGUACAUCCUGACAGACAGAGGGACGGCCACCUUCACAGACACCCCCUCACCCAUAUUCCAGACUCUACUGGUCUAUGACCUGAUCAAGAGAAGCUACGUGAGGAGACAGUCUGGUCUCUACAUCGUCCCCUGUCCCCGACACGAAUACAGGCUUCUGGAGGGGCAGCUACUUCUGGGUCUGUCUGAGACGAGGAACCAUCUGAUUUUGUGGGACCUGGAGUCUGGGUAUAUCAAAGGGAGGAUGAAAGCAUCCCACACAGAGUCUCUCCUGUCCAGCAGCACCGUCAGAGACAGACAGUCCCAGAUACCCUCAAAUGAGACCACAGCUCUAGUGAUGCCCUGGGACAGGCGGACAGAGAGCCACUCUGCUAAGUGUAGGAGGCUGGAGAAGGAGGAUCAGAGGGAGAAGGAGGAGCAGCGCAGUCUAGACAGGGAGAAAUACAACAACAUAGACCAGUACCUUCUCAGUGGGGACCAACAGGUGGUGGUGUGUUCCUAUUUCUCCCACCACCUCAACGUUUUCAGCGUGGGGUCCCAGGACCACCUCCACACCCUGGAGGAUAGGACAUCCCUGCUGAUCCUCCACACCGCCGCCCUCACACACCCCGGGGGACACCUGGUGCUGGCCAACUACAGCCAAGCUCAGCAUAUACCUUACCUCACCCUCUGGGACCUUCAGAAAGGCACGGUGAGGAAAAGAUUGAAGAACGAGCCAGGAGUCUGUUGUAUGGCAAUCACAGAUGAUGCCAGCAGAGUCGCCUUUGGGAUCAGCGGAUGUAACAAGCUUAAAGUGUGGGAUCCCUUCAGGAGGAAUCACAAGACUAUCUCUGGCUACGCCAGCCUGAGGCUAGGAGGAUCCAACCAGCUUUAUAUCACCGAGGGAGGAGCCAAAGCCAUUCUACUAGCAGGUGAGCUGAGCCUAUGGGACUUGGAGGCCUGCAACGUCCUCUCUGUCCUUUCCCCCGAUGCCCGCAUCCAGUGUCUGACCCUCCUUGGAGGAGACAACAGUAGCACCCUACUGUUGGGCCUUAGCCACAGCCCCGCCCUCGUCGCAGUCAGGCUGACGUCACAAUCGCAGGGGGUCGCCGUGGCAACCGGCCCCAGGGACCAAGACGUGUUCUCGGAGUCCAGUAGUAGCGAGGAUGAAGACGAAAAGGACAGUCGGACGCAUGUACGACUGGAGUAGAGUUUGUUCAGGAACUUGAUGUUAUGAGUAUUUGGAGAUAAUCUUAAUUUACCGAGACACUCCAGCCUUCGAACAGGAUGACCUGAUAAGUAGAAUGUGAAAUGUGUGUGUAUAUAUAUAUAUAAGAAAAGACAAGGAUUGGUGUCCCAUCUGCAA
This is a messenger RNA of Oncorhynchus masou masou (cherry salmon), 4712 nucleotides long. RefSeq lists its product as uncharacterized. Gene Ontology annotation, molecular function: protein binding. The transcript is spliced from 18 exons. NCBI's taxonomy places the organism in Eukaryota, Metazoa, Chordata, Actinopteri, Salmoniformes, Salmonidae. The record is from RefSeq and is a predicted model, not a curated record. The coding region runs from base 1074 to 4556 and encodes 1160 amino acids.